Messenger RNA from Trichophyton rubrum CBS 118892, 855 nucleotides. RefSeq lists its product as uncharacterized. Bases 1 to 855 code for a protein of 284 amino acids. The transcript has 3 exons. Lineage: Eukaryota; Fungi; Ascomycota; Eurotiomycetes; Onygenales; Arthrodermataceae. The record is from RefSeq and is a predicted model, not a curated record.
AUGGCGGAGUCAUACUGGUACCGCUCUAUAUACAAGGGCCGAACCACCCGGAACUCGACACCGCAGCGUUCGCCCGGGCAAACUCCAUAUACUAAAGCUAAUGCGAGUAUGAGGAGACUCAGAUCCAGCAUCGAUAUGGAGCCCUUGGAUAUCCUGGACUCAAGAACGGAUACAGCCAGGCCAUACCCACCUACCAAGGAGCUAAACGAUGGGCAAAAGGUUCUGGACUCGUUCGUCGAUCUACUGGAGUCCGCCCGAGAGGAUAUGGCAGAAGAGCUUUCUGCAGCAAUCUCAAGCACUGAGGACUCCAUGAAAACUCGCCUCGAUGAGAUGGCUACAGCAUACGCUAACAGGACAGACGAAUUCCAGGCUAACUACACGAAGGUGUUAAGCCGUAUCGGGGCGUCAGCUCCAGGAGAGAGUACUGCUGGGGGUCAAUCUGCGGAGUUAGAUUCAGCAGAGGUGUUCUGCUUUGAUCGAGCCGCAUUCUCGAGUAAACUAGAGGCCGAAAAACGUUCUCUCGAGCGAUUGUGGAGCGAAUGGGAGAAAGUACAGCAGAAAAUAAUCUGUCUUGCUGUUGAGGUUCUUGGAGUGAAAAGGGCCGGUAUCAUAAAAGACCCGAAGAAGAAGGCGAUGAAGAAGAGACUGAACCGUGCUGCUGCUUUAUUCGAGAAGCAGCAGUCUGAGCAGGGAGCUAUGCGGGGCGAGCUGCAAAAGCAGCAUCAAGCGAUUACGUUGUUGGCGGAAAAUUCGGUAAAACAAUUGAAAGCCCGUCAGAAGAAAUCUAUGGACCAGAGAAAGAGACAGCGCGAGGAAGUCUGCCAACUUGCAAAGAGGAUGCUAGCACAUGUUUAA